AUGCCCUACUUCAACCUCCUUGUUCUCCCUGUCAACACCAUCGAAACCGGUCUCCCCAAAGACUGGGAAGUCCGCCACUCCCAGUCCAAGAACCUCCCUUAUUAUUUCAACAGCGCGACCAAGACUUCCUGCUGGGAGCCCCCCUCCGGCACCGACGUUGACAAGCUCAAGAUCUACAUGGCCAAGUUUCACUCGUCUCCGGCUCAAAAACAGCAACAACAACCACAAGGAAAGAUCAGGUGUGCGCAUUUGCUGGUUAAGCAUAACCAGAGCAGGAGGCCGAGUUCUUGGCGCUCGUCCAACAUAACCCGCACCAAAGAAGAAGCCCGCCAAAUCCUCGAGGGUAUCAAAAAGAGCAUGGAGCUCGAGUCUGAAUCCGAGCCUAUCUCCCUCGGCAAGCUAGCCCGGACUGAAUCCGACUGCUCUUCUGCCCGCACGGAGGGAGACUUGGGUUACUUUGGGCGCGGAGAGAUGCAGAAGGAGUUUGAGGAUGCGGCGUUCGCGCUCAAGCCCGGUGAGAUCAGCGGGAUCGUGGAUACGGCUAGUGGGUUGCAUUUGAUUGAACGGCUCGAGUAG
Molecule: messenger RNA, 576 nt
Organism: Sordaria macrospora k-hell
Lineage: Eukaryota; Fungi; Ascomycota; Sordariomycetes; Sordariales; Sordariaceae
Cellular component (GO): cytosol; nucleus
Molecular function (GO): protein binding; peptidyl-prolyl cis-trans isomerase activity
Source: RefSeq, a predicted model, not a curated record